This is a messenger RNA of Toxotes jaculatrix (banded archerfish), 2708 nucleotides long. RefSeq names its product transmembrane protein 59-like (gene tmem59l). The coding region runs from base 59 to 1075 and encodes 338 amino acids. Lineage: Eukaryota; Metazoa; Chordata; Actinopteri; Toxotidae. The record is from RefSeq and is a predicted model, not a curated record. The transcript has 8 exons.
CGCACCAGCAGCGCCGCCACAAAGGGACUCUCCGCUCCUCCUCUCUCCAGGGUUUGAGAUGCUCCGGCUCGGCGGCAGGAUGUGUGGCUUCUCGGCCCUGCUCUCCGUGCUUGUCGCUGGGCUCGCUGCGGCGUCCUCGGAUCUUUUCGACAACCAACUGGGCGACAUCAAUUACUGCAAAAAGCAAUGCCAGCUCACCAUCAAAAACAAAAGCCCUGCUAAAGACUCCAUAAUGAACGCCUGUCACCGUGGCUGUCGCCUCUACUCCAUCUGCCAGUUUGUUAAUGGCAACGCCGGCUUCAAUACCAGUAGGGAGGAGUGUCAGGGAGCCUGCCAGGAGGCAUAUAUUAAGCUGCUGGAGCAGGAGGCCUGCAGCACCGGCUGUGCCAGCCAACCCUCUGAACCUGAGAUCAAGAGGAGGAAGCUGAAGGCCAUGACUCUCCGCCCGAAGCCCCCCUCUGUGAUGGAGGCUGUGUCCAGUUGGUGUAAUGAAAUCGUCAGCUCUGCUCAGAGCUUCAUCUCCUCCACCUGGACUUUCUAUCUCCAGGCUGAUGAUGGCAAGGUUGUGGUUUUCCAGAGCCAGCCGGAGAUGGAGUACUCACUGCCUGAGCUGCAGGCUCCUCGAUCGAACGUGGCCGACAAACCUUGGCCUCAGGUCCACUCUCACACCCAGAGACCUCAUGGUGUGAGGGGACGUGGGGAGAAGGGAGCAUCCAAAGCAGGAGGCAAGGGGAAGCACCCUGUCCAGCACACAGACGACCCCACAGCUGAGCACGACUUCCUUGGCUGCAUGUCAAGACGUUCAGGUCUUCCUCGGUGGAUUUUAGCAGCCUGCCUCUUCCUGUCCAUCAUGGUCAUGUUGUGGCUCAGCUGUGCCAGCCUCGUCACCGCACCAGAGCAGCACAUCAAGACACAGCUGAGUAUCAAUGGCGAUAAAGAGUUUCUGGACAAUGCCCACAAAGUCAACCCGUACCACCUGAGUCCUGUGAUCGCUGUUGCUGUGAAACAAUCAGAGGAGAGCCAAGAGGCGGGACCGCUGCCAGUGAAAGUUGACCUCAACAAAACGUGUGUUUAGAAAGGACCAAUGGGAGAGCUGUUGUCUUGUUUCCCAGGGUAACCAUGUCUAGAAAUCUGUGGCCCGUCAGCAGAGUUUUUAAAAACAUAUUUUUAAGAGCAUGGCACACUCCCGUCUUUUGAAAUUAUCUUACUGAAACACCUAGCUCAGGCAGGUUUUUAAGUUAGCUGCGCCUGUCAUUUCAUUUCCUUGUACAGUCCAAACAUGUUGAAGCCCAUCCUCAAAUUAUCCGUACUGAUCAGCCUGCUCAUUGCUUAUUGAUAAGACAGCGCUCUUGUCUCAGAGCCAUGGCGCAGACAAGCAGAGAGGAUGGAUUACAGCUGAGAUCUUUCAUAUCAUUUUUCAAGUCUAGUGCGGACAAGAGAAGACAAAUGCUUCAGAUUCAUUUUAGAUUUAAUUUUCCUCAUUCUCACAGGGAGUUUGGAUGAAUUAAUGGCUCACUGAGAGCAAAGAAAAGGAGUGAGAAAGUGUGAGAGAGAGGAAAGGAAGAUGAAUUACAGGUGAGCACUCCUGCGAGCGCUGCAGAAAACAGAUACUCAGUUUAUGGUCAGUUUGCAUAAUCAGCAUUGUGAGCUGUUUAGUAAUGUAUUUAAAAAAAAAAAAAGGUCUAAAAAUUGAAAAUAACCCCCCCACCCCCACUCCCCCUUCACACAACCGAAAACAGUUCUCUGGUGAGAAACCCAUUCUCAGUGAGUUCAGAGAAACAAAGGAAUACGUACUCAAAAAACUUGGUCACCUAAUUCCUCUGUGUGCGUGUGUGUGCGUGUGUGUGCGUGUGUGUGCGUGUGUGUGCGUGUGUGUGUGUGUGCGUGUGUGUGCGUGUGUGUGUGUGUGUGUGUGUGUGUGUGUGUGUGUGCUUGGAUGUAUCUGGGUACAUGUUCACCUACAAAGAGCACACAUUCUUUUGUGAGCAACAAAUUCAGAGCUGGAGCUGGAUUCAAACUGGACACUGAGAAUGAACAAAACUGACACCUUUAUUUAUUUUCUUCUCUAUUUAUUCAAUAUCAUCGACAUGAGCUAUCUGUUAAAUAGUGUUAUUGAAGUGCCAUGUACAGUUAAUUCAUCAUACAAAUGUAACUGCUCUGUAUGUAAAAUAUACUGUAACAGACUGGAAAGAGACACAGAGAAGGAAGAUUGCACCUAUUACUGUGUUAUUAUAAUUAUUAUUAUUAUCAUAUUAUCGCUCUUAUAUCACUUAAAGAGUUCUUAGCUGUUAAAUGUGCCAUGUGCUUUCUAAUAGCUGACUAUUUUGUAUGUCCUAGGAGCACAUACUGAAGGAUAACCUCUGUAACAAUGUGUAAUGCAAAGCUUUUAACAUAGACCUUUGUAAUUGAACAGAGUUGCACAGUCUUAGAGAAGAUUUUCUGUUUUCCUCUCAGUGCUUUGAUGUCCUGUAACGCUCUCUUUUAAUCCAGGCUAUGUAGACAAUAAACCGUGCAUGCAAGUGACGCUUCAAUAGUUUAUCUUAACCGCCUGCCAUGCCAGUAUGGCACGACUCUACUAUAGACUUGUGAUUUUUUGUGUUCAUAUUUACUGUCAUUGAGUAGAAUGUGUAAUGAUGAAUGACAUUAUCCUCAUGAUUUACAGGAAGGACUCUUAAUAAAAAAGCCAUUCAAUCAAUAUCUGUGCUGGU